GAUACAACAAAAGUAUUCUCUUAUUAUACCUUCUUAAAGAUAUGGUUGAAUAAGAAGUUACUCGAAAAAUUUAAGAAUAUUGAAUAAAAUAAAUUUUAAAAUAAUAUGAAAUCUGCAACAAAACGUAAUUGUGAUGAUUCGCGUAGUCCUCCAUCACAUUUAAGGGGACGUGAACUUGGUUUAUAUUAUAAACAAUUGUCCAAGGAAAAGAGGGCCGACGAAACAAGCAAGAAGGUUGUUGGAGGACGUAUAAUAUUACCAGAUGAAUUUAUUCAGCAAAUAGAGGAUCAACUAAAUGCAAUUGAACAAGAAAAUUUAUGCAAAAAAAUUAAUUUAAAUUUUGAAACAUAUUUUAAUGAAAUUAUUAAUUCUUCAUUCCAAGAAUGUUUGAAAGAAAAAAGUCAAGAGCUUAAGGAAUUAGUGCCAUUUGGAACUUUUUCACCCCAGGAUCAUGUUGAUAGAACUUUGACGGAAAUGCAUUUAAAAUUACCAGUAUUUAAUUAUUCAGAACAGAUUUUAAAAUCUUUAUCAGAAAACACAUUUGUUUUAAUAAGUGGCGAUACUGGUUGUGGAAAAACAACCCAGAUACCACAAAUAAUUUUAGAUGAUUAUAUUAAGCGUGGUUACGGGUCUUAUUGCAAUAUUAUAUGUACACAGCCUCGUCGAAUAUCUGCUAUAAGUGUCGCCGAACGAGUAGCAUUUGAGCGUUCUGAAAAAUUGGGUAAAAGUGUUGGUUACCAAAUUCGUUUGGAAAAUCGUUUUCCACGUUCUUGUGCAUCAAUACUCUACUGUACGACGGGAGUUUUAUUGCGCCGCCUUGAAACAGACCCAUUGUUAUCGAAUGUUUCUCAUGUAAUUUUGGAUGAAAUCCAUGAAAGAAACAUUGAAUCAGAUAUAUUAAUUGGGCUAUUGAAACAAAUAACAAAGUAUAAUAAAAAACUUAAGGUAGUUUUAAUGAGUGCGACUUUUGGAAUAGAAGAUUUCGCAAAACAUUUUAAUGAUAGUAAUAUAAUCCAAAUAGAAGGAACUUUGUUCCCUGUUAAAGUAAAUUAUCUAGAAGAUGUUCUUGAAGAAAUAAAAUUUUUCAAAUUUCCUAAUCCUAAAUCAUUUUUGAAAGAUAAACCUAAAUACGUAAAGCAUUUGAAAAGCACAAAAAAUCAACUUAAAAAACAAUCAGAUUUUGAAGAUUUUAUCAAUCCAUACGCUCGAAAUUUGAGAGGAGAGUACUCUCCAGAAGUUAUUAAAGCUAUACAAAAUCCUACUUCAGAAGAGAUUAAUUUAGAUAUGCUCAAAGCGCUGGUUUUUUACAUCGAUAGCAAAAAGGACCCUGGUGCAAUUCUAAUUUUUUUUCCUGGAUAUGAAAAGAUAUCAAAAUUUCAUGAAAUUUUAAGAACUUCCCAAAGACGUAGUCAUAUGUUGAUAUAUCCAUUACAUUCUAUGAUGCCAACAUUAGAACAAAAGGGUGUGUUUGAAAAGCCACCAGACGGAAUGCGAAAAAUAAUAUUGGCGACAAAUAUAGCAGAAACUUCUAUCACCAUUGAUGAUAUAGUAUAUGUUAUUAACACGGGAAAAGUAAAAUAUAAAGAUUACAAUAUAUCCCGAAAUUAUUCAACUCUUCAAGAACACUGGGUUACAAUUGCUCAUUCAAAACAAAGGCAAGGUAGAGCCGGUAGAUGUCAACCUGGUAUAUGUUAUAAUCUUUAUACAAAAGCAAGAGAGUACACUUUGGAAGAAUAUCCGCUACCAGAAAUUUUACGAUCCCGAUUAGAACCCGUUAUUUUAAAUUUGAAAAUGUUAAGAAUUCACGAUGUUAAAGAAUUUAUGUCAACUCUGAUUAGUUGCCCACAAGAAGCUUCUAUUGACAAUGGUAUAAAACUGCUGAAACGGCUAAAUGCACUUGAUGAAAAUGAAAAUAUUACACCAUUGGGAUUACAUUUAGCGAAAUUGCCUCUUGAUCCUCAAAUUGGUAAAAUGAUUUUAAUGGCCGCCAUUUUCCAGUGCAUUGAUCCUAUUACGUCUGCUGCAGCAACAUUGUCCUUUAAAGAUCCAUUUUACAGACCAAUCGGCAAAGAAUCUGAAGUUGACAGAGCUAAGAAUAAAUUUUCUGAGUCAUCCCAAAGUGAUCAUUUAACUUAUGGCAACGUUAUUAGUGAAUUUAGAAAACACAGAAACAAUUCAACAUUUUUAUAUGACAAUUUUUUAGCAUUUUCAACAUUAAAUCAAUUAGAACAUAUGAAAACCCAACUUUGUGAACUCCUUCAUUCUGCGGGUUUUAUAAAUCAUUCAGAUCCACGAAAUGAAAUUUCAAAUGCAAACUCUUCCAGAGAUCAUUUGUUGAGAGCAAUUAUUGCUGGUGGCCUUUAUCCAAACGUCGCUGUGAUAAGAAAAGUAAAGCAGUUAAAGAAUCGUGUUACUCCUGUCAUGCAUAUUGAGACUCCUGAAGAUGGUGUUAAAGUCAAAAUCCAUCCAUCAUCAGUGAAUUCAAAAGAAAGAAGUUUCGACUCGAAAUUUUUGGUAUUUUUUAAUAUACAAAAAUCUACAGAUGUUUUUUUGCAUGAUACAACAAUGGUAUAUCCAAUAUCCCUAUUGAUUUUUGGAGAUCAAGUCGCAAUAAAAAGAGACGGUGUGGAUGAUAAAAAGUGGUAUAUUAAUAUGGCCAAUAAUUCUUAUCAAUUUGAGAGUAAUGAGAAAACAGCUAAAAUUAUUUUAAAACUGCGUAAUCGUUUUGAUGUGCUUUUGAGAGAUUUGGCUUUAAACCCUACUGUUAUAAGUGACGAUAAAGGAAGAGAUAGAAAUUUAAUUGAUGCUAUGGUUAUGAUUUUAGCAUAUGAAAGUGGCAGUGAAGACAACUACGAGUAUAGAUAG
Messenger RNA from Condylostylus longicornis, 2865 nucleotides. RefSeq names its product ATP-dependent DNA/RNA helicase DHX36 (gene Rhau). The record is from RefSeq and is a predicted model, not a curated record. Lineage: Eukaryota; Metazoa; Arthropoda; Insecta; Diptera; Dolichopodidae. Gene Ontology annotation, molecular function: ATP binding; DNA helicase activity; G-quadruplex RNA binding. Gene Ontology annotation, cellular component: nucleus; cytoplasm; intracellular anatomical structure. The transcript is spliced from 3 exons. The coding region runs from base 106 to 2865 and encodes 919 amino acids.